GUCUGAUUAUUUCAUGAUAUGCUAUUUUUUUUAAGAUAAAUUACGACAGAUUUGUAAAUCGUUAAUCAUUUGUGAACGUAUAGUCAUGUUUUGUAAAUGAUUAGUUCAUCAUUAUCUAAUCACUUGUAAAUGAAAAUUGGAUUUCUGUUUCUGAACUGCUCAGGGCCAACGAGGGACUAUCACAACUAUCACAACACAGAAAAACAGUCGUGGAUCGUCCAGGAAACAACACAGAUUAUUAAGAUUCAAGGAAAGAUGUCGGACUCUGAGACCAUUGAACUGGCAUGUCUUGGGCGGCCUUUUCAAUUAGGAAUGCUUUAUGACUGCCGAAGAGAUCGCCUCAUUCCAGGAAUAACCCUUUGGGAUGCUGAGAUGCUGCAGAAGAAUAUUAAUGUACGACCACAGCCAAACACUGACUUCAAAAUCAUUGCCACAGAUUCAAGUGAAGACAAAGUCAGUGCUCUAAAUGUCACUGCAUCUCUUGAAGCCAGCUUUCUGAGUGGAUUAGUCAGUGUGAAAGGAUCAGCAGACUAUUUAAAUGACAAGAAGUCAUCGAAACGUCAGUCUCGAGUCACCUUACAGUAUCAUACAACCUCGCGCUUUGAGCAGUUGACUAUGGAGCAUCUUGGAGCAGGGAACGUAAAGCACUGCAAUAUAUUUCAGGAGGGCUCAGCCACACAUGUUGUUACGGCUCUACUGUAUGGAGCUCAAGCAUUCUUUAUUUUUGAUCGUGAGGUUUCAUCCAAUGAAAACCAUCAAAAUAUACAAGGUGAACUCCAAGCAUCAAUCAAAAAGAUACCUAUGAUAUCAGUAGAGGGCCAGGCAUCUUUGAAAAUGAAUGAAAUGGAGCAAGAGAAAAUUGACAAGUUCAGCUACUUUCAUGGGGAUUUUGCUCUGGAAAACAAUCCGGUCUCCUAUGUUGAUGCCAUCAAGGUGUACUCAGAGCUACCAAAACUGUUGGGAGAACAUGGAGAGAAUGCAGUGCCCAUGACCGCAUGGCUUUACCCUCUGAAAAAACUAGAUUCAGCAGCCGCUCAGUUAGUCAGGGAGAUCAGUGUUAGCCUAAUACGACGAGUCCAACGAAUCAUGGAUGAACUGCAUAACUGUGACAUUCAGUGUCAAGAUCUGAUGAGGGACAGUAUUGCAAUUCAAUUCCCUGAAAUCACAGCUAAGAUCAGAAAAUGUAAAAACCUCUGUUCAGAUUAUAAAAUUGUUUUUCAGAAACAUCUCUGCAGGGUUCUUCCAUCCAUAAGGGGUGGAGGUAAAGAAGAACAGGAGCUUAUUGAUGCCCUGAAUGACAAAGAAAGAUCCCCAUUUCAGGGGCUCUGGUAACC
Messenger RNA from Onychostoma macrolepis, 1334 nucleotides. RefSeq names its product stonustoxin subunit alpha-like. NCBI's taxonomy places the organism in Eukaryota, Metazoa, Chordata, Actinopteri, Cypriniformes, Cyprinidae. The record is from RefSeq and is a predicted model, not a curated record.